AUUUGUCCUUCUAGAGAGCUAGCACAACAAACAUAUGAAGUUAUAGAAGAGUUUCUAGAGCCUCUAAGGGAGGCUGGGUACCCUGAGAUUAGACCUCUAUUAUGUAUUGGUGGAAUUGACAUCAAGUCCCAGCUAGAUGUGGUGAAGUUGCUACACCUGGAAGACUUAAAGAUAUGCUUGCUAAAGAGAAAAUGUGCCUUGAGAAUUGCAGAUAUUUAACACUAGGCGAAGCAGACAGAUUAGUAGACAUCGGUUUUGAAGAUGACAUCAGGGAAGUUUUCAAUCAUUUCAAAUUCCAAAGGCAAACUCUACUUUUUUCCGCCACAAUGCCUAUAAAGAUCGAAAACUUUGCGAGAAGUGCUUUGGUUAAACCCAUAACAGUGAAUGUGGGAAGAGCUGGAGCGGCUAACUUAGAUGUUGUCCAGGAAGUAGAGUAUGUGAAGCAGGAGGCAAAGUUGAAUUACCUUCCUGACCGUUUAAAGAAAACGCCCCCUCCGGUUUUAAUAUUCUGUGAGAAUAAAGCUGAUGUGGAUAACAUAUAUGAACACAUGCUACUGCAAGGAGUGGAAGCUGUUUCUAUUCAUGGAGGGACCAAGAAGAGAGGGAGUAUGCGAUUUCAUCGUUCAAAGCAGGGAAGAAGGAUGUGUUGGUGGCAAGUGGCAACUGAUGUUGCCUCAAAAGGGUUGGAUUUUCCUGACAUACAACAUGAUAAAGCAAAAUGACCUACUAAAGUGUCUGCGUUUCUUUGUUAUGAAGCAGUAGACAAUCCAUACAAUUUUCGAAGCAAUGUUCACUAUGGGUCAUCCACAAUCAGUCUUUGUGGCACUCGGGUGAUGAUGAUGACGACGAUGACAACACGUGAUAAACUAUGACAUGCCUGCUGAAAUUGAGAACUACGUCCAUAGGAUCGGGCGUGCAGGUAGGUGUGGUAAAACGGGACAUGCCACAACUUUCAUAAACAAAACUCAGAGCCCGACAACGCUUCUUGAUCUCAAACACCUCCUGCAAGAAGCUAAGCAAAGGAUAUUCCGCCAGUCCUUGCUGAACUUGAAACUCCUGGGGAAGGUGUCGAUGAUGCCAUCAUCACCAAUGCAAGUGGGGUCAAAGGCUGCGCAUACUGUGGUGGUCUUGGUCAUUGCAUUUGUGAUUGUCCCAAGUUUGAGCAUCAAAAGAGCCAGCAAAUAACCAAUCAAAGGAGGGACUUCUUCGGGUCUGGCUGCUAUCGAGGAGAGAUUUGAUUCGCCUUUUAUUUUAUUUAUUCAUUUAUUCAUAUGUUAUCAUACUCAUUUAGUAACUUAGUGUAUAUCUUCUAUUGUAUUGCAACCGUUCUCUGCCAAUACUGCAUGAGCUAUAUUUAAGAACAUUCCUAUACAGUUAGAUAUAGGAAUGUUUUCCGAUUCUGCUGUAUCAAGAAUAUUCCUAUAUGUUUUUGUUAUUGUACUGUUUACUUAAAUUUGCUGGUGAAGUCCAAUUCGGGGUU
Cuscuta epithymum is the source of this 1480-nucleotide messenger RNA. The record is from the annotation of a GenBank genome assembly. NCBI's taxonomy places the organism in Eukaryota, Viridiplantae, Streptophyta, Magnoliopsida, Solanales, Convolvulaceae.